CUCAGACGAGUGGUAAAAAAUUGUUUACUAAAUGAUCUGUAACUGAAAGCUCCCUCUACAAGCCUCAAUCACCUCUGUUUUGCGGCAGUAUCGAGAACAAGUCCUCAGUCAUCAAAGAUACCCACGGAGAAAAGAUGCGUUUUUUCAUCAGUAUGUUGUGCGCUACAGUUCUGCAUACCUUUGUCCAAUACGAGAAGUGUGAUGCCAGCUCUUCUGCCACUAGUCAAGAAUGCUUCCCUGUACACAAUAUGACCUGCGCUUGGGAAGUUGGAGAUGGGAAGAUCGUUAAUCUAGCGCCAUUGAUAUAUUCGAGUACCGAAAGGAUCGAAAGGGGCUUCGUUGUAAAUGGUACACCCCAUGGAAAAUAUGAUCAACACUAUUCGUACGCCUACAAUCCAUGCAGAUGGAUCAGUUUAGCCGGUGACUGUGAUCGGGAUAAAGAAACAGCAAUAUGUAGGUGGACUCCAAACAACGAUAAUCCUGACAAUUAUUGGUCAAUUGGAAAUCAAAUGCCAAAAUGUACCAUAGAGAGCAAUGGUAUUCGACUAAUCUACAACGCAGGGGGGAGGGAUCUUGAAGGUCGAAUAUCCAUUGUCCACUUUAAGUGCGAUCGGACCAAAGCAGACAUCAAAGAUGCAACCUUGAAAGUCAAUGAAAACGAUUGGGAAUUUGAGCUAGAUCACUUGUGCGGUUGUGGGAAUGCUUGUGUUUUGGGAACAUCUCUCAUCCCAGCAGCGAAGGAACAUCCGUACAUUAUUGUGGAAAUUGUGGUUCCAACCGCUAGUGUGAUUGCACUGGUGGUCCUAGCAGGGCUUUUUGUACGGUGGAAAAAGAGGAGGAACAGGAGGAGGAACAACAACAACCCCCAAGAAAAUGAUGAGAGGCAACCACUGCACCAAGACGGCCCUAUAAUCUGUUAACGCCUAAAACAAUUUUGUAUCUUACGUCCGUGAUCUUUUAGCUGUAAACAGACAUCAUUUAAUAGGGGGAGGGGGUCUUGUCAGUGAUUAAGAGCGUUUGGCCAAUAAUGUUGUUAUUCUAAAAAUAAAAAUAACUGUUCAACACUACGUGUCAACUGAUAUUGACGCUGAUUAUGCUCAAUUUUAAGAACAUCGAACACAAUGUUAGUGUUUUUAUAAUAGUAGUUAGAUUAUGGAUUUUUAGCAUUGAAAAGGUGUUAACAUUGAAAAUAGCUUUGGUAUUGCUUGUCAGGUUGGAUUUGCUGGUAUUUUUCGUAUUAUACGUAAUUUUUGUAUUGUAAAAUAACGUCUGAAUUGUAAUUAAUUUGUAUCUUACUGACUGAGUAGUGCCUAAGAAAAGUCUUACUGAUAAUGUUUUGCUAUUUUUGUGUAGCUCAUCAUCCAUCAAAUAUUUUUCCCUCGCACAUGAUUGCUCGGAACGCAAUAAACAAGGUUAAUUCAAGGUGGAAAAGUGUUUUGCUCUUGCUGCAGGAGAAGAAUGACCAUAAAUAUAGUCAUAGUACAGAACACCGAAAGUCGACAUAACGCUCAGUAACAUUUCUAA
Molecule: messenger RNA, 1524 nt
Organism: Pocillopora verrucosa
Lineage: Eukaryota; Metazoa; Cnidaria; Anthozoa; Scleractinia; Pocilloporidae
Source: RefSeq, a predicted model, not a curated record